Molecule: messenger RNA, 638 nt
Organism: Bursaphelenchus okinawaensis
Lineage: Eukaryota; Metazoa; Nematoda; Chromadorea; Rhabditida; Aphelenchoididae
Source: the annotation of a GenBank genome assembly
AUGAUCAAGACCGUCUUAUUGUUGGCCUUCCCCGCCAUUACCUGCGCUUUCCUCUUCCCUUCAGCCGGAGGAGGCUGUGGCUGUGCCCCACCACCACCCCCACCAUGCCCACCUUCCUUCAACCUCCCACCCCCACCAGCCCUCUCUCUACCCCCUCCACCACCACCACCAUGCCCACCAAGCUUCGCUCUACCCCCACCACCAGCCUUCUCGUUGCCACAGUUGCCAGCUGCUCCAUCAGGCUGCGGAUGCGGAAGAAAGAAGAGAUCGACUGAAGAAGCCCCAAUCAAGUGCUCCGAGAUCGUCGAUGUGAUCGAAAAGGUAAGUCUUAUUUAAAACAAUUACCUAUUGCCUGAGGUAUCAUUUGAUAUCAACGAUUACAAGUUCAUAGUUUUGUUAUUACGAGUACUAGAAUCAAAGUUGCUUUAAAAUUAUUAAAAUCUACAUUUCAGGAGCUCGCUGAAGAAGACACCGUCAAGCUCGCCUCCAUCAUCGAGAAGGUGUUGAAGGAGGAGUACAAGACCGAGAACGUGGCCAUCUCCUGUGUCCCAACCAAGGGAUUCACCUUGAUCCCAUUGGAAGGAAAGAAGGCUUGUGCCGCUGGCAACGACAAGACCACCUGCGUCGUCUUCCACUAA